CGCGUAUAAAAGCUGCUGCGCUCACACAGGCGGAGCACCACAACGGGAGGAACACUCACUGCGGCUCAUGAACUAAACCAACACCGGGCGCACAAUACGGCAGGAUGUGGGCGACGAGGAGCGGGUUCUCCUGGAGGCUUUUGCUUUUCUCCUGCGUGUUUCUGGAGAGUUUAUCCCAAGACUUUGUCGGACAGACGCAGUUCAUAUGCACGUCCGUGCCCAAGGAUGUGGACAUUUGCGCGGCCACGCUACAGAACAGCGUGCCGGGGGAGGACUUGAAAACCACCGUGAUGCAGCUGCGGGAGACCGUGCUGCAACAGAAGGAGACGAUCAUCAACCAAAAGGAAACCAUACGGGAGCUGACCUCGAAGUUGGCCCGGUGCGAGAGUCAGAGCGGCGGCGUGGAUGCCGGGGACGCGCGGCCAGGGGGCAGGAGGAAAGAACCGGGGACCAAAAACACCAUGGGGGACGUGUCCAGAGGCCCCGCGGAGACUUUGACGCAGCUCUCUAAGACUUUACAGUCUCUGAAGCAGAGAUUAGAGAAUCUGGAGCAAUUCAGCAGGAGCAACAACUCGAUGCAGACCAACAGCCUGAAGGACCUGCUUCAAAGUAAAAUCGACGACUUGGAAAAGCAGGUGUUGUCCCGGGUGAACAGCAUCGAGGAAGGGAAGCCUGGUCUCAGGAAUGAGACCGAGCAGCGUGGGAAAGUGGAGUCCACGCUCACCUCGCUGCACCAAAGGAUCACGGAUCUGGAGAAAGGUCAAAGAGAAAACAGGCCCCUGGAUAAAUUUCAGCUCACAUUCCCUCUGAGGACCAACUACAUGUAUGCAAAAGUGAAGAAGAGCUUGCCUGAGAUGUACGCCCUGACUGUUUGCAUGUGGCUUAAGUCCAAUGCGUCACCUGGAGUGGGGACACCUUUCUCUUACGCUGUACCGGGUCAGGCCAACGAGCUGGUCCUCAUAGAGUGGGGCAACAACCCCAUGGAGAUACUGAUUAAUGACAAGGUUGCAAAGCUGCCCUUUCUUAUCAAUGACGGAAAGUGGCACCAUAUCUGCGUGACCUGGACGACCCGCGAUGGGGUUUGGGAAGCUUACCAGGAUGGCGUCAAAAGAGGGAGUGGAGAGAAUCUGGCUCCAUAUCAUCCAAUCAAACCCCAGGGAUUGCUAAUCCUUGGCCAAGAGCAGGACACGUAUGGCGGGGGAUUCGACGCCACUCAGGCUUUUGUCGGAGACCUGGCGAAUUUCCACAUCUGGGAUCGGAAGCUCUCUGUGGGGGAGAUUUACAAUCUGGCCACCUGCAGCAGCAAAGCUCAAGUGGGCAACGUUUUUGCGUGGAUGGAGACAAGCCUGGACAUCUACGGCGGCGCCUCCAAGUGGACAUUCGAAGCUUGCCGCCAGCUCAACUGAACUGAACCGCAAAUGAAGAAGACGUUUGCAAACGCCACUUUUGCCACGGCGUGAGUCAGCCAACCUGAAGGAUCAGGGGGAGACUUUUUCAGUGAACACCUCCUGGAAGUUUUGUCAUAGGCAUUCUUUACCCAAGUCUGGUGUGGGAGGAGGUCACUGAAGAGGUCAACUUUGCCAUCCUGCAGUGCUUGAAUGCACGUGCGCUUUCAUGUGGGGGAAAGCAAGUGAUGGCGCUUCUAAAAGGGAAGAGGUAAAAAAAAAAAAAAAAAACACAGCUCGGAUUCAAGCGUGCAGCAGGGAAGUCGUGUAGGUUUUAGGAAACUGAUGUCACAGAAUUCAAAGAAAACGAAUGAAUUCUUCAGCGGUCUUUUCCGUAUGGACUGCCAGGGAUUUGCACUGUGCAAAACGCGCAGGUGGACUCAUGUAACAGCAACGUUUGCAGUUGGAGGCUAUGAAAAGGACAAACCUGUUUUCUUGAUCACUCUCCUUUCUCUAAAACCACCCGCUUGACGUGAUUUUUGUGCAAAGAACGACUCUGAUAUCUUCAUUGCCAACGUAUGAGCCUGAGUGCCUUGGGCUGGAGAAAAGACAUCUCAGCAUCUCAUCCAUUAUUGUUUGCGGCGUGUUUGUGUUAAUUUUCCUGUAAAACUGAUUUUAAAAUCAGUCUUUGUUGUAACACUUUGAAAUGCAGUCGGACCAGAUUCUUCGCCGUAAAAUGUGAUUUGUUUAGCUUUUUUUUUUUUUCCCUGGUUGCUUGAACUUGAGUGGGAAUGUCCCUUUGUACAGUAACAAGCAUGUCUUAACUUCUGCGAUGCUGCGACAUCAUCUCUAACCCUUGCUUUCAAUGUCCUUACCUUUGAGUUGAGCUUUUAUACUGUAUUGUUAUACGCUUAAAGCAUGGCGACACCGACAGAUGAAAAAAAGUUCUAGUUUUUGUAAUAAAUUGUGAUAACUGAACCAUA
This is a messenger RNA of Fundulus heteroclitus (mummichog), 2368 nucleotides long. RefSeq names its product neuronal pentraxin 1 like (gene nptx1l). The record is from RefSeq and is a predicted model, not a curated record. The transcript is spliced from 5 exons. The coding region runs from base 105 to 1406 and encodes 433 amino acids. NCBI's taxonomy places the organism in Eukaryota, Metazoa, Chordata, Actinopteri, Cyprinodontiformes, Fundulidae.